AUGGAAUUAGAAUUCGAAAUCAAACAAGAAGAUGUUUAUCACGAAUGUAGAAUUUGUGAUGAAAGAUUCCCAACUUAUUCUGGUCUUGAGAUUCAUUCCAAAAUACACUGUUCAAGUUUAGAUGCUAUUCAAAGUACGGAACUAAAUAGGAAUGGUGAGAACAGUUUUAAAAGCUCUCCAGACCAAGUUUCUGUCAUAAUUGGAACAGCUGUAGCAACUCAAAUCAUUAAAGAAGAACCUAAGGAAGUCACCAUAGGGAAAUGUGAAAGCAAUGGCAACUUUGAUGUCAAGCAAGUUCAUCAUCACAAAGAUCCACACGAAAUUAAUAUCAAUGGCGACAAAAAUUAUGUGGAAACUUUGGCUAAAGUUUUUCCCCUCCCAAAAAUCAGUCCAGAGCAAAAAACAGACACUUCUAAG
This is a messenger RNA of Lottia gigantea (owl limpet), 417 nucleotides long. RefSeq lists its product as hypothetical. The transcript is spliced from 2 exons. NCBI's taxonomy places the organism in Eukaryota, Metazoa, Mollusca, Gastropoda, Lottiidae. The annotation marks the transcript as partial. The record is from RefSeq and is a predicted model, not a curated record.